AUGAGGAAUGAAACAUCACCAUUAUUAAGCGCAACUUCAUCCCACGAUGAGAAUGAAGUUAUAUCAUAUGUCAAAUCAAGAAGACAAUCAAUUCAAUCAAUGGAAAAUAAUAAGAUUCCAGAUGAACAAUUACUACACAGUCCAAGACACCUACCAAGUUUAUACCCAGUUACAUCAAAUAAUUCUAUUUUUCAUUAUCCAAUAAGUGAGAUCUUAUCAAAUCAUGAAUUAGAAUUGAAUGAAGAAGAACCUAAAACAUCAAUUUAUAAUGAAUCAAAAAUAUUAGUUUUAAAUUCCAUUCCUUUAAUAAUAACUUUUUUUUUACAAUAUUCAUUAAAUGUUACAUCUAUAAUAAGUGUUGGAAAAUUAGGUUCAAAACAAUUAGCAGCUAUAAGUUUAUCAACAAUGACUGCAAAUAUAAGUGGAUUGGCUAUCAUACAAGGUAUUAGUACUUGUUUAGAUACUUUAUGUGCUCAAUCAUAUGGUAAAAAAGAUUUCAAUAGUGUUGGUGUACAUUUCUUGAGAUGUAAUUAUUUUAUAAUGUUAUUGUUUAUACCAAUUUGGUUAUUUUGGGUCUUUGGAGUCAAAGAUUUAUUAAUUUUAAUUAUUGGAAACGAUGAAAAAGAAAUUUGUGAAUUAGCUGGUGAUUAUUUAAAAGUUUUAAGUUUUGGAUUACCUGGUUUCAUAUUAUUUGAAAAUGGUAAGCACUUUUUACAAGCUCAAGGAAUAUUUCAUGCCUCUACAUAUAUCUUGUUUAUAAGUCUACCUUUAAAUAUUGCAAUGAAUUAUGUGUUGGUAUGGACUAAAUUUGGAUUUGGUUUCAUUGGUGCUCCAUUAGCAAUUGUUUUAACAAAUUGGUUAAUGUUUAUUUUAUUGUACUGUUAUAUUUUUUUUAUUAAUGGUUAUCAAUGUUGGCCAAAACAGAAUUUAUUUAACAAAAUUUAUUUCCAAAAUUGGACAAGAAUGAUUAAUUUAGCUAUACCUGGUGUUGUAAUGGUUGAAGCUGAAUGGCUAGCUUUUGAAAUUAUAACUUUUGAAGCUGCAAAAUUUGGUGAAAUUGUUUUAGCUGCACAAUCAAUUAUAAGUACUAUAUUGGUGUUAUUUUAUCAAGUUAGUUUUGCGUUAGGUAUUACCGCUUCAAUCAGAACAGCACUAUUGAUUGGUGGUGUGUAUAAAGAAUCUGCUAAAAAGGCAACUUUUGCAGCUAUUUAUACUUCUUUAGUGUUUGGUUGUAUCAAUUGUUUUAUGAUUUAUAAAUUUAGAUAUCAAUUAGCAUCAAUUUUUUCAAGUGACAAAAAAGUUAUCGAAUUAGCAUCAACAGUAUUAAUUAUUGGAGCUGUUUAUCAAAUAAAUGAUUUGCUUACUUGUAGUUUAGGAGGUGUUCUCAGAGGACAAGCAAGACAAUCUAUAAGUGGGUGGUUAAAUAUUAUUGGGUAUUAUUUUAUUGCUUUACCAAUCGCAUAUUACUUAGCAUUUAUUAGAAAUUGGCAAUUAGUCGGACUUUGGACUUCAUUAAUUAUUGCAUUAUCUUUUGUUAGUUUUACACAAUUAUAUUUUGUAUUAAGAAGUAAUUGGGAUGAAAUUAUUGAUGAAUGUAUAAAUGAAGCAAUAACCGAAGAGGAACAUAAUUAA
Molecule: messenger RNA, 1632 nt
Organism: Lodderomyces jiufengensis
Lineage: Eukaryota; Fungi; Ascomycota; Pichiomycetes; Serinales; Debaryomycetaceae
Exons: 1
Coding region: 1-1632 (543 amino acids)
Biological process (GO): xenobiotic detoxification by transmembrane export across the plasma membrane
Cellular component (GO): membrane
Molecular function (GO): xenobiotic transmembrane transporter activity; antiporter activity
Source: RefSeq, a predicted model, not a curated record